Physcomitrium patens is the source of this 1211-nucleotide messenger RNA. RefSeq lists its product as uncharacterized. The record is from RefSeq and is a predicted model, not a curated record. NCBI's taxonomy places the organism in Eukaryota, Viridiplantae, Streptophyta, Bryopsida, Funariales, Funariaceae.
UGGAAGCACGCUGGAAGACUGCUACUGCUACUACGAAGGAGAAUCGAGUGCUUGAUUUCGGAGGCACAGAUUCUGCUCCCUUUCAGCGCCAUCCAGGAGCCCGCUUCUCCUUCGGCGACGCGCAAUCGCAUCUACCUCGUCGCGUCUCGCUUCAUUUUCACACUCAUUGCUCUUUUCCGUGUCCGAUUCCGUGCAUCAUUGCUCUGUGACUUGUUUCAGUCUGCAGCAGAUAAGAGUCGCGUCGAUCUGCGCGCUCCUUAGGGAGUCAUGUCGAGAGCAGUCAUUCGUGAACUUGGAGUUCCUAAGCAUCUCCGCCCCCAGACAUGCCGCUCUAGCAUAUCUCGAUCCGCCUCUACAGUGGCCCAGGAUGCAGGCAUGCAAAAGCCGAAGUCCGGAGGAGGGGGAUUGGCUGGUGUGGUUGCUGUUUUGGCUGGAGUAACGAUUGUUGGAGGAUCUUACUACGCAAUGACAAGGGAACCCCAACCUAGACCACUUCCUCCAAUGACAGUGCAAAGUUUGCCGUCUCCUGCUCCUGCCCCAGCUGUUCAAACCGCAUCCCCAUUCGCUCCUCCAGCAGUUUCUGCCCGCGAUGAGUUGGUGCAGAGGUUGCAGGCCUUGAAAUCGGAGCUUGAACAGCUGCGCAAACAAAAACGCGAUAAGCUUAUCGAUGUGAAGAAAAAGGCAAUCAAGGAGGAAAUUCAGACCAUUCAAUCUGGUCUUGCUACUCUUGACAAGAGUGCAAAGAAAUCAUGAGGUGGACAAUCUCUGUGAUCGCAAGAAGUGUCGUAUAUGUGUUGGCCAUGAAAAGUCUAGGAGUGUAGGUUGUCACCAAUCCGUAACAAAUUGUUCAUUGAAGUAUGGUUUACCAUAGAACCACAGACCUGCGUGUACAUUGUAGAUCUCGACAAAAUGUUUUGAAUACCUCAAACUCUUCCUCUCAGUCUGAUCAUGCUAGAAACUUUCUAAUUUCAAGCUCUGCUGUAGUUCAUAAUGGCAUGAAAUGACAAGAGGCAACUUUUCAACGUUCUGGGACGAUGAUGAUUAGAGCAAAGCCGAUCCAUCUACCCUGUGAGGAGAAAAUGUUUCUGGGGAGUUCCUCGUACGUGAAGCGUAAAAUUCAAAUUAGAUCGAGUUUUCAUUCACGAAUCUUAAUGUCUCUAAGCUAACUUGGAAUAAAGAGUUCAUCCCUUGCGCCAGGGUUGUUUCUUCGA